This is a messenger RNA of Carassius auratus (goldfish), 6424 nucleotides long. Its product is annotated as zinc finger protein 618-like. Gene Ontology annotation, molecular function: protein dimerization activity. The record is from RefSeq and is a predicted model, not a curated record. The coding region runs from base 1135 to 3621 and encodes 828 amino acids. NCBI's taxonomy places the organism in Eukaryota, Metazoa, Chordata, Actinopteri, Cypriniformes, Cyprinidae. The transcript is spliced from 13 exons.
GACUCGCAGAAACACUGUUAUAUUUGCGUCUGUAAAAUUUUUAAUUUGCAUGUUAAAUUUCCUGAAUCACAUUAUUUUUUCCAGACCAUCCAGGGACUCGCCGCUAGAGGCGCUGACGAGACGGGACCAGUUUGAGAAGUGAAGAUGGACAAAAGGAAACAGUUCAGUAUACAUAAAAGUCCUUUGAUUCGAGGUUCAUUUCUAAUUUGUCAUGGUUUCUGAGGAGAAAAAAAAAAAAAAAAAAUACGCGCUACAGAUAAUCUUCAUUUACUGUAACUUAGGUCAUUUAUCUACUUGUCACAACAUGUUUGUAUCGCUCUGUAAAAUAUUAUAGCAACAAAACAUAGGCUAACUAAAAUUGCUCAAAACACUUGAAUUACAGUUUAGGCAACAAACUGGGAAACAAGUAACUUGCAGAUCUAACAGAUGUGUUUUCUUAAUUCUAGCAGAUAACAAAAAAAAAAAAAAGUUUGGCCACAAAAAAAAAAAAAAAAAACACUUGCUCUGCGUUCUUAAAUUUACUUGGAUGCCAAUAGUUGAGUUAUGUUGUUUGUUUAACCCAAAAGCCAGCUGACGUGAUAUCAGCCACAUAAAGGCUUUGUGUAAUAUUCAUGCAUUUGGAAAUUGAGAAGCUGCCCUUGCAUGAUGGCGGAUGAGUGUGUCCGUGGGGCAGACCGCAACAUUAAUACACCUCACCAGCAGUGAAGCGUCGGCCAGUGGCGUGGACAUAUCAGGAAGAGAACACAAAUUCAUUGAAAUCAAAUUUUGGAGCGCUGUUUCUAGAAGAGACCGGGAGAGAGAAAAAAAGCCCCGGAAAGACCCGCUCGUUUCGUCAUUUUGAGAUCCGAAGGGGAGGAUUUCUUCAUUCCCAGAAAAUUUCUCCGCAUGACCCGCAUCAUUUUGGGAGGUAACAAAGUGGAGCCGCCGCGUCUUUCCUCAUUCACAAAAGACAGAAUGUAACGGGCGCUUUGGUCGCAGACUACCGGAGCUCAUGUUUGUGUGCGCGAUUGUACCCUUGUUUGGAAGAAUUCAAGAAAAGCAGACAAGGAAGGAGAGGAAGUAGAACAGAGCAGUUGACUCCUGCGAGCUCUGCACCACAAGUUCCCUUAGCUGCUGCUGAGCAGACGUGGAGUCAUGAGUUGUCAGGAGGUGCCGAACCCCAGCCAGGAGCCCAAGGACACGGCUGUUGUCCCCACAGAGGCUGGAGCAACACAGGCGGUCCCAACAACGUCUCCAAAGCUGCCCUCAGUGAGCGUGAAGACCGAGGUGGCAUCCCCCGAGUCUGUGGCCAGUAACGGCAAAGCGAGUGACGGCAACAAUCCCGCGGAGAUCUGCGUUGUUUUGGGAAGCUCUCGCAACUCUCAAACACAAGGCUCUUACGUUUGUGGAGUAUGUGGUAAAAAGUACAAGUACUACAACUGCUUUCAGACGCAUGUCCGAGCUCACACAGAGACUGAGGCUGCUGCUUCUGGAGAAGGAGCAUCUCUGGGAAUCAAUAGUUCUUUCCGCUAUACGUGUGACGUAUGUGGGAAAAAAUACAAGUACUACAGCUGUUUUCAGGAGCACCGAGACCUCCAUGCAGUGGAUGAUCCGUUUGACCAUGUGAUACCAGUGGAAGACCUUAAAGAGGAGACUGAAUCCUACCAGAAAAUGGGACCAAAAACGGGAAGCUACACGUGUGAGUUCUGUGGAAAACAAUACAAAUACUUCAACCCCUAUCAGGAACAUGUGGCUCUUCACGCGCCAAUAAAAGGAAAUUACAGUCUUAAAAUGGAAGGGAAAAUGUCUAGCCAGGCAGGCCAGCCCAGUCGUGCUGACAUCAACAAUUCCCAGAACUCAAGUGAUACUCCAAACAGCCGGACUUAUUCUUCCCGUCCCAGCCCUCAGAAAACCUACUCGUGUGGAGCCUGUGGAAUUCAGUUCCAGUUCUACAACAACCUCCUGGAGCACAUGCAGUCCCAUGCUGCUGAUAAUGAGAACCAUGUUAAAGAUGAGUCUCCAAAGCCUUGCCAAGCGCCUGUGGCCACACAGGAGCAGAUGUGGAAACCUCCUCAGCCAGCACAACAGAGGAACCAUGUACCAUCUUUUCAGAGCAGAUUACUCCCGGAAAAGGAGAGACAACAAGUGGCUGAACGUCUGCUGAGAGUAAUGUGCGUAGACCUCAGCCUUCUUGGCGUCCUCAGCAGCAAAGACUUCCUGAAGCUUGCGCAGACCCUAGUGGACACAGGUUCACGUAAUGGGGCCUACUCCAUUCGUGAAGCCCUUGGAGAUAUGAGCUCGCUGGCAUUAAAACAGCUGCCCCGUAUGUACAAUCAGGUCAAAGUGAAAGUUACCUGCGCCCUGGGGUCCAACUCUUCCUUGGGUAUUGCAGUGACCUGCCAUUCCCAGACUAUAGGGCCAGACUCCUGCUAUUUGCUUACAGCAUAUCAAGUAGAGGGUGUAAAACUCCGACGCUACGUGCUGGGACUCAAGGAGGCGUCUUUAAGGGAGAGUCCUGAGCAGAUACACCACUGGGUCCAGAAUGUUCUGUCAGAGUUUGUCAUGUCAGAAAUCCGAACAGUGUAUGUAACAGAGCCGCGCUUGUCUUCGUUAGCCUUUUGUGGUCGAACCGGAAUUGGCCUUCGUUGCGCAGGUUGCUCUCUAACAGCCACGGUUCAGGCUGUUCUCGGUCGCCGCAGCUUGCAAGCACGAGGGCUCCAUGAACUAGGAGAGCUUCUGGCUACCUGUCGCGACAUUGUUGCGACGACUAGCUUCAGUCAUGAAGGGAAAACUGGGGAAGAGCCUGCCGCACCACCCUGCUGGGAUGCAGUUGCAGAGGCCUUGCUCAAGGUUCAUGAGAACUUUGAGGCCACCUGUGAAGCAUACGGCCGUUCGAAGAGCACUGUGCCGCUCUUGCAAGGCCUGAACAAGCACCUGCUUGGCACGCUUGCAUGUUUGCUUGCGCCACUAAGACAGGCAGCACAGGAGCUGAGUGUGGAACGCUGCCCCACGCUCCAACACGUCUUUCCCGUCUACCUCCGUCUCGAAAAACUUUUCACCUCCAAAGCCGGUGAAGCAGGGGCUGGCAGUAAGCUUUGCCACUACUUCCUGGAAGCCCUGAAGGAGAACUUCAAAGUGGAACGUGUCCAUCAAGUCGCAAUGAUCCUGGAUCCACAGCUGAAGCUGCGGCCAGUCCCUGCAUACCAGCACGAGGACAUUAUCUCAAGGGUGUGUGACAUGGCUGCUAAUAUGAGGGAAGCCGGAAGCGGUGGUUCUGGGGGUACGUCUGUGGAUGAGCGGGAUAGUGAAGGACCGUCAGCACCCAAGCGUGGCCGUCUGGACUGUGGAUUGGAGAGGCCAUCGUGUGAUCCUGAAGAGCCACAGGUACGAAAAGAGUUGUUCCAGUACCUCGGUGAACCACUUUUUAAUGGCACAGGUGACCUGUUGCAGUACUGGAGCUCAGUCAUGGACAGAUACCCCAAGCUGUCGAGGUUAGCGCUGUGGUUGCUGGCUGUACCGGCUGUAGCUGUGCAUGGAGAGUGCAUGAGCAUCUGCGAGCAGACCUUAGCCAUGAAGAGAAAGCAGCAGGUCACUGUGGAGGAGAUGAACAAGCUGGUCUUCCUCAAGAGUAAUUUUGCUUGAGACGGCUCAGGACUUUUUAAGCUAAUGGCACCAUAGACUGUUUGAAAUGGAGACUUUUUGAAUCGGAUGUACCGGUCACUUCACAUUACCCCUUCCAAAAAUCUGAUUUACAGUAAGUGUCUAUCAGUGAGGCACAUGAUAGAGAUUUACUAAGGGAAGGUACAUUGACAACUUCACAAUUCACAAACACCCCUUCAGACUAUAUAGUAGCUUGGCAUAGGCAGUUGCAACAAAAGAAACUCAAUGAAGAUUACAGUCUGCCCGAGGACACGGACGUGAACUUGUGUGUUCGAUGUUUCAGUUGAACUGCUACUUAAAAUUGUGAUGGUGUUUUAAUCAGUAUGUGGUUCAUCCAUCUGUCUUUUCGUUCUGUGGAAUCCAUCUGAAAUCCAGUCGAUGGAUUAUUGAAAUCAUACACGACAUACUUUCCAUCUAGCGAAGGAAAAAAUGGGGUACUUAGAAAAAGCCAUUUCUUUGCAAAUACGCCUUUAGAAAAACCACAAACACUCUUUGCUGUGACAUCUGAACGAUACCUCUCUUUUGCGGUUUAUCAGAGGGCAGAUCAAGCUUGUAGAGGUGUAAGUCCUGAUUCACUAAUCUCAGUUAACCGGACGAGUGUGUUAACCCUCAGGAGUGCAAGGCCAGCAGAACUCAAAUGUAUACUAGGAUCAUAUAGAUAAACAGUUUUACAAUUAUUUAUUUUAUUUCAUUUUGUCAGUUCUCACAAUAACGUUGCAAUAAAUGUUCCGUAGCAGAAGUUAUACUGUCAAGCUGACUUAGAUGCCUUGCACCUUUGUAGCAGCCUUUUUUUUUUUUUUUUUUUUUUUCAUAACAGCUCACUGGGAUAAUUUAUUUCUACAAUACAAUCUGCAAUACCUGAAACAGCCACUUAAACCCCAAGAUUGGAUCCCCAAUAACAUUGGGUCACGGAAGUAGGAAAGAUCUGAUAUUGUGUGGUUCUGGUCCAGUAGAUCAGAUUUCUUUCUUUUUUUUUCUGUUCUUGUUUCUGAAAAAGUGAAAAUAGGGCUACGAAAUGCAGAAACUGUCUGUCUCUCACUGUCUCAGUACAAACCUCCUUGAACAGAGGCAGCUAAUUGCAUUAUUGUUUGAAUGCAUUUUUAAGAGGAUAAAGCUAAACAAAUAGUUUUUUAUUUAUGCACUGGAUUCCUCUUACCAUUAUUUUCAUCAUUUAUCUGCAGCAGGUUAUUAGAUUAGCGAUAACAUUAACUAGAGAAAACAUUGCCUAGAUUAGGACCAAAGUAUCUUUUAAAAGUAGUUUGUCAUUGUGAAUAAUUGCCAUUUCCGAACAGAUUUGUAGAGUUCUCUCAUAAUACUCAUGCUUCCUCAUAACGGUUUCGCCCUCAUAAGUGUCCACUGCCUUUAAACAACUGUUCUUUUCAAAUUGUUCUAGUAAACAAACAGAAGGAACAAUUUUCACUUCCAUUAUAAAAAGAAAUGAUCUUCAAAAGUAUUUUGCAGUAGUUUUUCCAAGGAGAGAUGUGAUUUAGUAUUAUAUAGUUUGUCUUGUAAUGCCUGGAAUAUCUUUGUGUGAUUAUACAGAUAUAUGCAUGCAGACAAUAUAAGAAUGUUUUUUUUUUUUUAUUAUUAUUAUUUUUAUCUUUAAAGUGGCAGAGAUCUACAAACAAAUAGUAAACAUUCAAACAACAGCAGAAAACUGUUGCCAGUCCUCUUGAGGUUUUGUUCAAGCACAGAUCUGUUAUAAAAGAGUGAAAGCCACAUUCUGUAACAAUAGUGAUUGACAGAUUUUCAGGAGUCACAACCAAAUUUUGAGGGUUGAGUUAUAUAUGCUGUAGGACUGAAAUGGCAGUGAAGUAGUCUAUCACAUCACUGAAAUGGGUUAGCAUGAGGUGUGCGCUUAGGGCUGUCAACCUCUCUCAGGUUAUGUAAAAUGGUGGUAUUGUGUAGUGAGAGAGAGAGAGAGAGACAAAAUUCUUAAUUAUUUAGGAAAUGGGCCAAUGUGAAAGGGGACGUGGACGGAACCGGAGAGUUCUUGUCUUCACCACAUAUAUGAACAGUCCCUAAAAAAAAUCUGAAAUCCUUUUAUAGUCUAUUGACUAUCAUUAUCUGUUCCUAUGGUUACCGGCAAUAUUUGCUGUAUGUAGAAAGGGACUGACUUUGAAUAACUGUAUAGACAUUAUAGGCACUCCUCUGUUGUUGUAGGUACAAGACAGUUUGAGAAUCACACAUGCUAGUAAAUACGGUUGUUAAUCCCAAACACUGACGUACACACCACAGAAUUUUGGAUUGCUAUGAUAAGCACCACAAACUCCCAUUUUGGCAUUUCGUGGCUGUGAACAAGAAAUGUUUGACAACAGUUUAACCUGUCUGGUGUCCGCCAUGUUUGACCAAAGAUUAGCGACCAAAGACACAUUGUGUUAUUGUGCAAUUUUACCUAAACCGCCGUUGAUCACUUGCUGUUUUAUGCUUGUGACGCUGAUGCUUUUAAACAGCACACUCUCUGCAGUGUUGUCUUUUCUGCUUAUUAUAACCUACUUUGUGCUUUUGGGUAUCCCAGUAAGAUCACUAAAAAUGUGAGCAACAUACAGUUUUUAGGGUUUUAUUAUGUUUGUUUUGCCAUAGUGAAAGACUGGUCAAAAUGUAGGAAUGAGUCAAGACGCAUAGGCCUACCUCUUUUCCCGUGCUUUCUUCUAUGAGAGCUAGGGCUGUGCAAAAAAUCUAAUGUGAUUUUCAUUGGCAUCUCCUCAGUAAAGCCGCUCCUGUAAUUAGUAGUGUAUGUCCAGCAUGUAUGUUCAGAUCAGGGUUGCCAGGUUUUCAGAACAAA